UGCUGGUGCUGGUGCUGGUGGCGGAGGUGGUGCUAAUGCCGUCCCUCCUGGUGCUCCAAAUUCGCUGAACGGACUUCCACGAUUCAUCAAAGAUAGCAACGGCAACUGGGUGUACAACCUGUGGGGCGUUACCUUUGGAAAAAUUGGUCAAGAUACUCGCUUUGUCGCCGGACAGACCAUCCAGGCUGACAAAGUCGACUCCAAUGCUCAGAAAAUUUUCUAUCCAGAUGGCCCGCUCCCCACGGUCUGCGCAAGCGCAUCGACAAUAUAUAAUGUGCCCAUUGUCAAGAAUUGGUUGGUGCGAAAGGUCUAUAGCUUCCCAAUCAAAAGUCGACCCAUCUGGAACGAGUUGCGCAUGCACAUCUAUCAGUCGGGCAAUUCCGAGGAGUGUCACGACAUGGCCAGGUUUAAAACAUGGCGUGAGUAUCAGGAGUGCGCCAUCAGACGUAAUAUGCGCCUGGAUUCCAUUAUCCCAAUGUAUCCACUGCACCAAAUGGGCAGCGGAUUCUAAUACCACGCAGCCAGAACAGUUCACGUCAGAUCGGUCAGUCAGGGUGUGCUCAGAGCCUGAAGAGAUCACAACUUUUACCUCCGUCUUCGCCCGUAUUUCAUGCUAUGCCUUAAUGUAGUAUACAUAUGUGCUAAGUACUGUCCAGAAUAAAAAUGAUAUAUAUAAUGUUGAUCCAGCCAAA
Drosophila navojoa is the source of this 692-nucleotide messenger RNA. RefSeq lists its product as uncharacterized. Lineage: Eukaryota; Metazoa; Arthropoda; Insecta; Diptera; Drosophilidae. The record is from RefSeq and is a predicted model, not a curated record.